AUGUGGCGGUGCGUGUCUCGGAGCCUUCGGCUCGCCUCCGCGAAGGGGAGCCCGAUCGCCAGGAGCGGGGCGCCCAAGCCGCUCCUCCGCAGCUUCCUCUCAACGGACUCAGUAUGAUCACGGGAGAAACCUCUUCGACCCGCGUUUAGUUGUGUUUGUCGAUCAGUUAGAGUCUCUGAAAUUCACCUGUGUGAAAUGAUCGUCUGGGUUGUCGGGUUUAGGGAUCGUCAAUUGGACUCACUGUGAACCGCUCUAUGUUACUUUUAUGCGACUCACUUUUUUUAUAUUCUCUGAUGUUGGAACUCAUCGGCAUUUCUUUUUCCUGGGUGUUUCAAUGGCUUGGAAAGCUUGUUGAAAUCAUUUUUAUCAUUCAUCUCUUUCAGUUCUUUCCCAUGUAGAAACAAAAUCAAAUUUAACCCUUUUUAUCCUUUUCGCGGGGCAGGCCGGAAAUUACACUCUCGUGGAUCACACUUAUGAUGCGGUUGUGGUAGGAGCUGGUGGGGCAGGGCUCAGAGCCGCCAUUGGGCUCUCGGAACACGGAUUCAACACAGCCUGCAUUACCAAGCUAUUCCCCACCCGGUCCCACACUGUCGCAGCACAGGUAUUAUAUUUUCUUUUAGGAUUUUGUGGCUAAUCAUUUUCUCCCAAUCAAUGAUAACGUCCAUUUGGUUGUAAGAAAGAGCAAUGUGACGGGAUGCACACUGAAGUCAGCUAGUCGUGCAAAUAAAAAAGUUGUAUGCCUGAAACUGACGGAAGAUAGGAUGUUGUUCCGGCCCAAGUUUUGUGUUCUGUAAUUUUAUCAGCAUUAUCCAAAGAUCAGUCGGAAACUAAUCUUGAAAACAGUAGGGGAUUAUUGAUGGGGCAGUAAACCAGAGGUGCUGGCUCAGGGAGCACAUUGAUGAUACUUACGUGAAAACCAUUUUUGAAUUCAGAGCCGCUGAUAUCAUGUGUGGCUUUCAAAUGUUUAUGGAAAGUACAAUAACAUGGUGUUCUUUGUUGAUUUAAAUUCUGAGCCAUUGGUAUCACCUGGAACUUGCAACAUGUCAUGAAAUCACUAUCUCCUUUGAAAGACAGUGUUCUACAUUGAAAUUUAGGUUGGCAUAUCCCAAGAGGAUUUUGUUGUAGAGAGGAGAUUUUUUUCAAUCGAGGAUAGCCUUUUUCAGAAGAUACUCACUAGCUAGUAAUGCUUCUCAGCAGGUACAAAAAAAUUAGAUCAACACAAGUGUCUCACAUUCCAAAUCGACGAGAUGCCUGAAAACAAAAAGAAAACAUGUUACAGUACUAUCCUUUUCAAGAAUGUCAGAUUCCUUGUAAUGUUUUUUGGGCACUUGGUGGUGGCAAUUUGUGAGGGUUGUGAUCGUAUAUAAUUUAGUAGAAUAAAAAUGAAGUAUUUUAAUGUUCUGUGUCUGAUUCUAUGCUAUGAGUAACAACAGAACGACGCGUCAAUGGUGGGUUCUACCCUGAAACAAAUAUGGAGUGGAAAAAACGCAAAUACGAGCAAUUUAAAGACUCAAUCACGCUCCCUCUAUUAUGAGCCUUCAGAAACGUUACACUAAUUUGAAUUUACUAAUCUUGCACCAUCAAAGUUACAACUUCAAUAUGAAUAUUUCAGACAAUCCUUAUUUUUUAUAUGUAGUCAAUGCCUACGAGUAAGUGUUUUUUCUUGUCUGAUAUUGCUUUUUCACCUCUCGGAUCUAAAUUCUUUAAUAUCCUCUGCUUUAAGAACGAGACGAGUAAAAAUCAAUAUUUGAGUGCUAAACUUAUUUUGAAUGCUUGUUCGGGACUUUCUGCAGUAUUUUCCACCACUCGUAUCAUUUGGUGCUCACUGUGCUAAAUGUUAUAUCAGAACUCCAAUUCCUCAUCUUCUCGUUAUAUUUUAAACUAUUCAUCUUCUCCACGUCGCUGAUGAUCUUUCAUUUUGGAUGUCAGAACUUUCCUUUCUCUUUCCCUUAUUCUAAUGCAUAUCAUCUUAUGACUGGUUGAACUCAGUUCGGCAUUAAUUUUCUAAACCAUUAUUGUUUAGUACUUCUUACUUUUUUUAGUCCGAACACUGUAAAUUCAUUUGUCAGGUUUAACUGUUAGCCCUUGCUAAGUUUGGUGAUAGCUUUCAUGUAGGGCGGUAUAAAUGCAGCUUUAGGCAAUAUGACUGAAGAUGACUGGAGGUGGCAUAUGUAUGAUACAGUCAAAGGAAGUGAUUGGUUAGGUAAGUUGUGCUUUGCGCACUGGUGUUAGGACAGACUAUUCCAGUGGAUUCCGUGUUGCUGUUUUUACUUGCCACAGAGCAUCAGUAUCACUUUUUUUGUUGCAUUGACACUCUAGUAUAAGUAUAUAGAUGAGCGUGUGAGUAAAUGUCCCGAGUUUAUUGUCGUCAUGAAUUGUCUUGUGCUCUUUUUUUUGUGCCCUGAAGAUUUUGACUGGAGCUGUGUGGCUUUUCUAUUUCUUUUUCAACCAAUGGACAAUGAUGUUCACCUCCGUGGAAAUCAUUUAUUACAUAUUCUAUUGUACCUGCAUGACGGCUACAUGGAAUAUUUGUAGGUGAUCAAGACGCUAUCCAGUACAUGUGCAGAGAGGCACCAAAGGCUGUAAUAGAGUUAGAGAACUAUGGAUUGCCAUUUUCCAGAACAGAGGAUGGAAAAAUCUAUCAGCGUGCAUUUGGUGGUCAAAGUCUUAACUUUGGAAAAGGUGCAGAGGGUCAGAAUAUUGAAUUUCUAUCGUGUUUUCUUGUAUGCUUUGGCUCUUUAUUUACAGAUAUUAGUUUAUGUGCUUUCUGUAGGUGGGCAGGCAUAUCGUUGUGCAUGUGCUGCUGAUCGAACUGGGCAUGCUCUUCUGCACACACUUUAUGGACAGGCUAUGAAGCAUAAUACACAAUUUUUUGUGGAAUAUUUUGCGUUGGACCUUCUGAUGGAUGAUGAGGGUAAAUCACUGAAUCAUCCUUUUAUUGAUCUUAUUUAUGAUAUAUUAAAUUAAACCUCCUGAUAACUCUCUCUUUGUGGUUUGACGUGCCUAAGAAGUUGCUGCACAGUGAUGAGCUUUGUUUCUUUGUUUAAUAUGGAUGCUAUACUGAAUGUGCUCCGAAUGGUAAAUUUUUAAUUUUUCAGCUCGUUAGCUCAUAUUGCCUAAGAAAAAUUACACACACUCUCUCUCUUUAUACAUAUCUUUAUAUAUCUCUGCAAGGUGCUCUUAGUCUGUGACGGUCAGACAGAGCGUGAGAAAUUCUGUUGAGCACUAAAUAUAAAUAUUACGCUCAUCUGCAGUGUAUGCUUAUCUGACCUCUUGCCGAGGAAAUUUGGGCCUGUUAAAGAAAAUCGAACAGGGUCAUGACUUUUGGAUUCGUUUCAAUCGAUGCAAGAUGAUUUAUAUUUAGAUUUUGUGUUUGAAUAAUACAAAUCAGCACAUUUUAUGCCUCCAUGUUCUCAUAUCACCUGUGGGUGCAAUUUUUGUCCUUCUCUCCCUCUUCUCUCAGUGUUGAGAGUUGUUGUAAGUCAAUAUUCUGCACGUGUCUCCCUUUCUUUGCAUUUGUUUCCCAUACAUCCUUUGAAAACUAUUUCAUAAGCAUGGUAAAUUCUGGAAUUGCUGUUUUUUCUAUCUUAAUUUAACAAACUAAUGAACUAUCUAUUACUGAAAUAUACAUUUAUAUGUAUAUAUAUAUCUCACUUACUUUGAGACUUUAUCUUUUGGUAAUUGGUGUUGUGUGGCUUCGUUUGAAGGAGAAAAUCUUGUGCCUCCCAUCCUCAAAUACACACACACACACACACACACACACACACACACACACACACAUAUAUAUAUAUAUAUAUGUAUCCUGGAACCGAAGCCUGAUUGGUAGAUGAUGAAACUGAAGCCACAUUAACAGAUGUUGAAGCGAGAUAUAUAUAUAUCGAGAGAGAGAGAGAGAGAGAGAGAGAGAGAGAGAGAGAGAGAGAGAGAGAGAGAGAGAGAGAGAGAGAGAGAGAGAGAGAGAGAGAAGGGUGUCAAUUAUGCAAUGUCUGAAUUUUUUUUCAGUAGUUCCCUGUAUAAUGUUUGGUGGCAUUUAUAUUUGUGUGGUCCUAUCUUGUACACGUUGAGAGCCAUUCAUUCUUCCAAGGUACAGCUGAUUUGCAGUUGAUACGCUAUUGUUCAUGGAGAAUAAUUAAAGGUAAUGAAAAGAGAAGAAUAAGAAAGGGAAAAUAGAAGGUGUACCUGUUUCCUAAAUAGUGACCCUUCCAGCAGUUGCUUCUAUGUCCGGAAUGGAUACCAGAUUUGCUAACUAGGAUUGACGCUGAUGUUGCUUUUUCUUAUCAUCCAUACAUCUGUCUCUAUCAUCUAGGUUGGCUACUUGGGAAGGUCCAUAAAGUUUGAGAAUGUUUUCUUAUAAAAGAUCCAUAGUAUUUGUUUGGUUCAGGUGCAUCUGAAACCUUGGUUUCAGACUCAGAUCCUCAACAACGUAUUCAAUACUUUCUGUGAUUCAUUUAUGUUUUUAAGGAAAUUUAGCAAGACAAUAGAAAGAAAUAAAAUGAUAAAUAAAUAUCAAUGCGAUUGUUUUGCAUCUUGUGAACAUGUAGGUCCCUUGCAUUGUUAGCCAUAUAUCAUCUUUAGUUGAAAUUCCAGGUCGAUCCUGCACUUAGAACUUGUCCAUGUGCUGUACAAGAAGUGAACACAUGAAGUUGACAAUAACAGAAAUGUUGCUACUAUUUACUCAACUACAGCUUCUGAGGUUCGUGUUUCAGCUUUAUAUCAAUCAAUAAUUAUUACAGUCAAAGGGUAAAGGCGAUUUUGGGGUACAGUGGACCAACGAUUUAUUCAGCCACCUGUACCAAAGUUGCUCGAACAAAUUUUCGCUAGAAGUUUCCUAGGUUUAUAAUUUUAACUUCAAUCAGAAGUCCUCCACAUCAUUGGCUUAAUUUCUCCUGUGACACAAUACAAAGCCAUGAAGAUGAGGUUGGGGGAAGAUAUAUGUUUUGUUAAGCCUAAAUCAUUUUCUAAUGCAUUAACUUUUUAUUCGAUUUUGUUUAUCUGAUUACUUUUGCAUAGGAACGUGUCGUGGCGUGAUUGCACUGAACAUGGAGGAUGGGACCCUUCACAGGUUCCGUGCUGCAAAUACUAUCCUAGCAACAGGGGUAUAAGACGUUAAAACCAAUCUCUAUUGCAUGAUAAAUUGCCUAAUGUUGUUGGAAUACUGACAUAUAAUAUUGACCUUCUCAGGGUUAUGGCAGAGCAUAUUUCUCUGCAACUUCGGCUCACACAUGCACUGGGGAUGGCAAUGCCAUGGUUGCUCGUGCUGGUCUGCCCCUUCAGGUUCACAUGACAACCUUUGUCAGAAAGAGGCAGUUUCUUUUAUUCUGCCCACCAAUGAUGUUACUCAUUCUUCUUGCAGGAUCUUGAGUUUGUACAAUUCCACCCUACAGGCAUAUAUGGGGCCGGAUGCCUGAUUACUGAAGGUAAUAUUUCUAACGUUCAAGGAUUUAUGUCUCCAGAGAAAAAUUCAGCUCCAGUAUGUGAUACUUUAUGGAGGAAUAUUAAAUUACUUAUCAUUUUCGGCUUUUUCUUGAAGGGAAUUCUUAUCUUAAUGUCAUUACUAUUCAAUUUUUAUUCUUUUUUCGUCUAAUUUAAUAAUGUUCUCUCAUGGAUGCAACUUGUAGGAUCUCGUGGUGAAGGUGGUAUUCUUAGAAAUAGUGAAGGUGAGCGUUUUAUGGAAAGAUAUGCUCCCACUGCAAAAGAUCUUGCAUCAAGAGAUGUCGUUUCAAGAUCCAUGACUAUGGAAAUAAGGGAAGGUCGUGGUGUAGGUAUGUGAUCACGGAGGAUAUGAAAUUUAUAUUAAUAGAUUUCCAGUUAGCAUUGUGCAUACCGAACCUAGGUUUAAUUAUAGUUCAAACUCAAACAAGUAGUGGAGACGUGGUUAAAAUAAUUGUUAACUUUUUUCUUUGAGAUCUUUUCCUGAUUUUUUUUUCUUGAUCCACUUGAUAUUUAUCCUUAUUGGAUAUCUUGCCGGGAUACUUGUCACGGACAUGCUACCUGUGGUUUAUCAAAAGCGGAACUCUGCUGAUGAAGAACAAUUUUCAUUUAAAUGGAAUUUGAAGAACUUAAGGCAAAUUUAAGUUUCUAUAUCUUUCACGCAAAAUCGUAGGCUAUUAUCAUCUUUGUCCUUGAUGCAUUUGUACUUCGAAUCUAAUGUCAUUUCCCCGAUCAAAACUGUUAAUCAUUCAAUUUGAUUUUGUGCAGGACCACUGAAGGAUCAUAUUUACCUUCAUCUUAAUCACUUGCCUCCGGAAGUACUGAAGGAGAGGCUACCUGGCAUAUCCGAAACUGCUGCCAUCUUUGCAGGGGUUGAUGUAACUAAGGAACCAAUCCCUGUUUUGCCAACUGUACAUUAUAACAUGGGUGGCAUCCCUACAAAUUACUAUGGGGAGGUAAAGUUGAAAUUACUGGGAUUACAUGGAACAUAUUUAAAUGUACCUCGUCAUUCAUGAUAUAUAUUAAUAUUAUAUAUAUAUAUUUUUUAGGCUAUUCACAUAAAGGGUGAUGAUCCUGAUACUGUAGUUCCUGGUUUAAUGGCGGCUGGUGAAGCAGCUUGUGCGUCAGUUCAUGGUGCCAAUCGGCUUGGUGCCAACUCUCUGCUUGACAUUGUUGUUUUUGGUCGAGCUUGUGCAAACAGAGUUGCAGAGAUUUGCAAGCCAGGCAGGUUAUUUGCAUCUCUAGCAUAUCAUUAACAAAUGCAGUUCUAACAUAGUUUUACAAACUCUGUUGGCAAAUGUUUAGGAGAGAAACAGAAGCCUCUUGAAAAGAAUGCUGGAGAGAAGACCAUUGCUUGGCUGGAUAAGUUGCGGAAUGCUAAUGGUUCACUACCUACAUCAAAAAUCAGGCUAAACAUGCAACGGGUGAUGCAAAACAAUGCUGCCGUUUUCCGUACACAGGAGACUCUGGAAGAAGGUGUUAUACAUUCAAAAUAGAAAUUUCCAUUUUAUCUAGAUUUUCUAGGAAUCAAUUAUAAGAUGCUAUAAGAAGUGUGUUUAAUGGUCCAUUUUUCAUCCUUUCUUUGGCUCUUGAUAGGUUGUAAGUUAAUUGACAAAGCCUGGGAGAGUUUCCAUGACGUCCAAAUUCGUGAUCGUAGUCUCAUAUGGUAUCUUUGUCAGAUUCAGCCUUUAGCUUCUGUUUUGAAGAUCUGUUUUCUAUGAUCCUUAUUAUAUCUGUUUUGAUAGGAAUUCUGACUUGAUUGAGACCAUAGAAUUGGAAAACCUUCUGAUUAAUGCGUGUAUUACUAUGCACUCUGCUGAAGCAAGGAAGGAGAGCAGAGGGGCUCAUGCCCGUGAAGAUUUCACGGUGAGAUUUCUUCUUUUUGGAUUGCUGAAGAACUCCAGGAAUACAUAGACUAAACUCAUACCUCGUGUCCUCUUCACAGAAAAGAGAUGACGAGAACUGGAUGAAGCACUCACUGGGGUUAGUUUUCCCUGUCUUAAAUUUAAUACAUGAUUUGCAGUCAUAAAAAUUCAACAGUGUAUUCCAAACUGUGUACGAUUUUUACUUUCCAUUUUGCACUCUGAUAUGUUAGAAAACUCGUUGAACCAUAAAAAAUGUGUCUUUUAUUAUAUCUCAAAUUAUUUUGAUUUUGAGGGGUGUGAUCCUUUAGUGAACCCAUACGACUUUAUUUUCUGUUCAUUAUCAAGUUUGAUUGCUGAGACGAUCCAGUAGAUUCUUCUUUGAAGUUCUUUAUAUCAGAUGAAUCUGGCUAUUUUAGGUGAAAGGGUUCCUCUCUUAGUAGCUAAAUACCAUAUUUGUUUCUUCGUCCUUUAGGCUUCAAUUUGAAAGUGUUUCUGAUGGAGAAUUUAUGCUUGUUGCAGGUACUGGGAGGAUGAGAAGGUCCGACUGGACUAUAGGCCUGUCCAUAUGAAUACGUUGGAUGACGAAAUCGAGUCAUUCCCACCCAAAGCACGUGUAUACUGA
Messenger RNA from Spirodela intermedia, 7917 nucleotides. The record is from the annotation of a GenBank genome assembly. NCBI's taxonomy places the organism in Eukaryota, Viridiplantae, Streptophyta, Magnoliopsida, Alismatales, Araceae.